AUGAUUGUUAAAGGUGAUGAUAGAUUAUCUAAAGAAGCACAAUAUAAUGCAACAAUGUUAAUGAAUAUAUUAUUAUUAUGUGCAUCAUUAUCAUCACGUCAAGUUCUUGAAAUUCAUCGUUUAACAAAUGAAGCAUUUAAUUGGCUGUGUGCUGCACAAUCACUUGAGAAACCAAUAACACAAAUGACAUUAAAUACAUUUCAUUAUGCUGAUGUAUCAGCUAAAAAUGUAACACUUGCAAGAAAUUAUGCUGAACAAUGUAAACAAGUCUUAUGUCGUCUUGAACAUUGUACAUUAAGAAAAGUAACAACUAAUACAGCUAUUUAUUAUGAUCCUGUUCCACAAGAAACAGUUAUUAGUGAAGAUCAAGAAUGGAUUAAUACAUAUUAUGAAAUGCCUGAUCAAGAUAUAAAAAAUAUUUCACAAUGGUUAUUAAGAAUUGAAUUAGACAAAAAAUGUAUGACUGAUAGAGAAUUAACUAUGGAACAAAUUUCUGAAAAAAUCUAUCAAGGUUUUGGUGAUUGUCGUAAUGUUAUAUUUAAUGAUGAUAAUGCUGAAAAACUGGUUUUAAGAAUACGUGCUAGUGAUCAAAUUAAUUUAUCAACAGAAGAAGAACAAAACGAUAUAAGACAUAUGGAUGAUAAUACUUUUCUUCAAUGUUUACAAUCUGUAAUGCUUUCUGAUUUAACUUUACAAGGGAUUGAGGGUAUAUCAAAAUGGAUAUUAAAAACUGAUGGAACAGCUUUAGAAAGAGUUUUAUCAACUAAAAAUGUUGAUUCAUGUCGAACAUAUACAAAUGAUGUUGUAGAAAUAUUUGAUGUUCUUGGAAUUGAAGCUGUACGAAAAGCAAUUAAACGUGAAAUGAAUUAUGUUAUUUCAUUUGAUGGUUCUUAUAUUAAUUAUAGACAUUUAGCUGUAUUAUGUGAUGUUAUGACAACUAAAGGGCAUUUAAUGGCUAUAAAAAGACAUAGAAUUAAUAAACAAGAUGUUGAACCUAUAAUGAGAUGUUCAUUUGAAAAAACUGUUGAUGUUUUAAUCGAAGCUGCUGCUCAUUCAGAAUAUGAUUCAUUAAAAGGUGUUUAUGAAAAGAUUUUACUCGGACAAUUAGCUAAGAUUGGUACUGGAUCAUUGGAUUUAUUAUUAGAUGUUGAAAAAUAUUCAUCAGCCGUGAAAUUACGAAUGAAUAAUGACGAUAAUGCUUCUUUAGAAAUAAUAUCUAAAUAUACUAUGGAAAAAUUCAAUGAAUCAAAUAUUUCUCCAUCAAUAUAUUGGAAUAAUUCAAUACCACCUAGUCCAUCGUAUUGCUCAUCAACAACAUUAGUUCAUGUAACAUGA
Molecule: messenger RNA, 1335 nt
Organism: Rotaria sp. Silwood1
Lineage: Eukaryota; Metazoa; Rotifera; Eurotatoria; Philodinida; Philodinidae
Source: the annotation of a GenBank genome assembly